GUUUCCAUCCGCCGGCCGGUUGCCCCGGCGGCGGCGUCUCCCUCCCUCCGGCGGUGUCCCAGGCAGGCCCCGGGAGGUGUCCGGCGGGCGGGCGGGCGCGAUGUGGCGGCUCCGCUGCAAGGCCAAGAAUGGCACCCACAUCUUGCAGGGCCUCUCGAGCCGCUCCCGCGUGCGGGAGCUCGAGGGUCAAAUAGCCGCCCUUACUGGGAUCGCCCCCGGCGGGCAGCGGAUCCUCGUCGGCUUUCCUCCCGAGUGCCUGGACCUCAGCAACGGGGAGACCGUGCUGGGGGACCUGCCCAUCCAGUCGGGUGAUACCCUGAUCAUUGAAGAGGACAAAACCAAGCAUAAGACUUCAUCUUCUGCAGUUACAAAACAUGGUGCUCAUACUUCAUUCAGGGAAGUUUUGCCUGUGCUUACCAGAACUGUGGUCCCAGCAGAUAACUCCUGCCUUUUCACCAGUGUGUACUAUGUAGUAGAAGGGGGAGUUUUAGAUCCAGCUUGUGCCCCUGAGAUGCGAAAUCUUAUAGCAGAAAUAGUAGCAAGUGAUCCAGAAUUCUACUGUGAGGCAUUAUUGGGAAAAACAAAUCAAGAGUACUGUGACUGGAUUAGAAGGGAUGACACUUGGGGAGGGGCUAUUGAAAUAUCCAUUUUGUCAAAGUUUUAUCAGUGCGAAAUUUGUGUAGUGGACACUCAGACAGUCAGAAUUGACCGCUUUGGGGAAGACGCUGGUUACCCCAAAAGGGUACUACUAAUUUAUGAUGGCAUCCACUAUGAUCCACUUCAGCGAAACUUCCCUGAUCCAGACAGCCCUCCUUUGACCAUCUUUUCCUCCAAUGAUGACAUUGUUCUUGCACAAGCAUUGGAAUUGGCAGAUGAAGCUAGAAAAAAGAGGCAGUUUACUGAUGUAAACCGAUUCACCCUGAGAUGCAUGGUGUGCCAAAAGGGGUUAACUGGACAAGCAGAAGCAAGGGAACAUGCCAAGGAGACUGGCCAUACCAACUUUGGAGAGGUGUGAUCUGUGCGGGAGGAGGCAUUGUCUACUACCUCAGUCAUCCAGAAGGUUCUGGGUUUUCCAAUAAGCUCUCUGUAAACCUAAAAGACAAAAGGACAUAAUGCUUGAAACACCCUUUUUACUUAAGACAAUGAAGACACUAGAAUUCCUUGUUAAGAUUAAAAUUAGUGUGCAAGUUUACAGAUCUGUGUCUACAGUGGUGAUACAUGCUCUCUUCCUGCCAGGUGUGACAGUAAGUUGUGCCCUGACACUAGCCUGAAGAGAGUUAUUUAUACAAGCUAGCACUGAGCAGCAUUAACUGAUGGAAGAAUACACCUGGCACAUUUAGGGGUAAUGUGGAAGGCUUCAUGUGACACCACUGCAUAUACACUCAACAGUGUCUAGAGCAGCUUAGACCUUUGAAUAACACAAGAGUUUUGAAAACAUAAAACUCAUUUCUAAAUUAUGACUCCAGUUAUGGAGCAAUUCCUUAAAUGAUGUGCAGGGUGGUCAACCUGAUUUUAUGCUGAAAGUUAAGAUUUUUCAUGCAAAUACUUGCAUGCAGGUACAAGGUAUAAAUACUUUACACAAGCAGUUUCUACAGGGAUGGUAACUACUUCCUAUGAGUGUUAUCGCAAAUAUUGCAUUUAAUAGUGCCCUGUUUAAGAUUUAUAGUAUAUAAAAGUAGAAUGUAGAGGAUAAGGUGCCUAAAUUCGGAACUAUGGUGAAGGAGCUGACCGAAGCUUUAAAAGACCAGUAUCCUUGUUUUAACUUAAUUUUUAUUAGCUAAUAAUUUAUUGGAUAAGAUUUUUAAAUUAAGCAUAGCUUAAAAAAAAACCAACCCAACAUUCUUUUAAUUGAAUUUCUUUGAAAUUCGAUUAUUCAAACUUUGCAAAAGAUGUUUGGUUUGUUUUUUAUCUUGUGUGUGUGUUUAAAUUCUCCUCCUUUUUAUUCAUACUAUAUCUUUUGAAAUUUUUUUUUAAGCUGUAGUGACCUGGUAAAGUUUGAAUUCUUAUUGUGAUGAUUAUUCCUCACUUAAGUAGUUUUUGUUUUCAUAUUAAACAUACAGGCCUACAAAUGUUGAAUUAUUGCUAGCCUUAUCACCACUAAAAACGAUGCCCUUAAGUCAAGUCUAAUUUCUACAGACCAGAAUUUUAAAAUUUCCAUUUUAUUUCUCAUUUUGCCCUUUGAACAAUCCUAAGGUACUUAGAGUGAUGGUGACUAGGUUGUUUUGGAGGAAAAAAAAUACUCUUCUCUCUGAAAUAUAGAAAUAUUACCAAAUUCUUGUCUUACUGGCCUAUCUUAGAGUUUUUCUUGUUCUCCACAUUUGUUGUGUACCCUUUUGCUUGUUGGACUAAAUCAGCUAAGCACCCUCUCAGAAACAGAGCUUCCAUAUAAGAUCUCUUAGGUAAAGUUGUUUACUACCUCUUUCAUAAUUCUACUUAUGAUCAGGGAUGUUAAAACGAAUAUAACAAAACCUCCUGAGGUUUAAUGUUUUUGAAGUUCUUGUCAUAAUAAUCUUGAUCUAUUUGGGUGUAGUUAAGGGUCUGACAAACUAAUUGAAUAUUUUAACUAAUAUUUUAAGCACAUUUUUGGGGGUUAAUCUUUUGGAUUAGAGAAAUACUUUUUGAGUUCUUAGGGUAAAGGUUUAAAGUUGACAUUGUAAACAAUUUAACAAACAUUUAAGCAUCUAAUGUGUGCAAGACACUGUGUUAGGCACUCCUGUUCCAAUAGUGCUUACAUUUUAGUGGGAAAUUUAGGAAAAGUUAAACUUUAUUUGAGGAAUAAUUAACAAAGUGUGCUUGAAUUCUCUUAAUAAUUGAGUACCUUUUGUUUGCAUAACUCUUUUCAAGGUAUAAGUUGCUCUUAAUAAGUCUUAAAAGUGUUUUUUUGUUUUGUUUUGUUUUACUGAGCCUUAAAAACAAAAAAACAGCACUGGUGAAUUAUAGUGUUUGUAAGUGAAAAUAGUGUGAAACCUACACCUGUUUGUCUUCCUACUUGUGUCGAUGAUUAUUUCUUAAUUUCAUUUUAGUUGUCUAAGAAACCUGAUUAGAGUAAUAAAUGUUGUUAUAACCAAGGAAUUUAGAAUUAUAUCAUCAGCAUUCAUUCUUUAAAUUGAGGUUUCUUACACAAUUGUGCAUCAGUUUUGUCAGAAACCUUACUAUUUACUCUCUGAUGAGAUCAGAUGUCAGGCCUAAUGCAUUUGCCUCAGGACCUUUUAGAUUUAGCCUGAGACAGGUUGAUGCUCUGCCUUAGUAUAAAUUCUAGUCACUCUGAAUUUUGAUCCUGUAUUAUAUGGACAGUAGAUUAUUUUAACAAAAUAGAAAGCAAAAGAAUUUCUUGCUGAUAUUGCACAGAAAUUAAAUUUAAGUGGUUUUGUUUACAUGUUAUUGCUUUUUUCAUACCAAGUGUCAAAUAUUUAUUCAGGGAACUUUGCUUUCAUAUUUUGAACUUUUAAAUCUCCUGUUUAGACUAUCCAAUCAUAUAAAUUGGGGACUGAUAUUCAGAAUUGUUAGGGUUUUCAUUGUUAAUCAUUUGCCAAAAUUAACACUGUUGUGACUUGAGUGUCAUCAUAUGCCUAGAAAAUUCAUGAUGAAGUACUAUUUCUACUUCAUACCACUUAUAAUAAUAUGAAUUUUAAGUCCCUAAAUUUUUGCUCUAAAAUCAAGCUUGUACAGUAUUUUAAAUUUUAAAUUUUGUGAGUAUGCUGAUACUUGACUAAAUUGACCUCUUAGUCUGAAUAAACUUGAGUGUUGGAAAACCUUGAAAAUCUUCUGAUUUAGCUACUUUAAAGGAAUUUAGAAGAAAUUUUGUUCUGUUAUGUCUGCACUUGAACGCAACAGCAUUGCCCCAUUCACUCAGUUUCCAGAUUGAAGUAGAAGAACUUUAGCAUUAGAACCUUGGAGGGAAUAACUACCUUCAUUUACUUUGCUUUUGACUCCAGUGAUUAGCUGCAGUACUGCCUUGAUGUUAAUCUUUCAUUAUCACAAUUUUGUCGAAAUUAUUGUCUAAUAUUAUUUGAAGAUGAUAAUUAGUAUUAACCCCUGUUAGGAUACUAGUUGAUUCCUGGAGAAAUGAUUUCUUCCUCAGUGAAAAAUUGGAGUUAUUGGAAGGAUAGUAUUGAAAUUUUAAUUCAUGUUGCCUUGAUUUAGAUUUUUCUUUUCACUGAUUUUAGCUUAGUGGCUUUGGUGAAAAUCAGUAUGGCUGUAUAUCUCUUUAAUAAGAGCCCAAUGGAGCCCAAACCCUUGCAACAGGCAGUCACCUGCCCUUUUUCUAGGGAGCAAGUGACAUUACUUUCUCUCAAAGGAUCAUAGAGAUCAGAGCAUUUAAUGUUCAAAGGGAAUCUUAGAGAUCACUUAGUCCAACUCCCUCAUUUUACAGAUGAGAAUUAAAAGGUUUUUUAACCUUAUAAAGGUCACACAGGUAGCAAGUAGUAGAGACUGGAUUCAAACCCCAAAAUCUUGAUUCCAAAUUCAUUGUUCUUUCCACUAUAACCCAGCUGUCUCACUUUGUAUGCCUUCAAUAUGUUCAUGUAUACCUCACUGUACUUACUAACUUUCCUUCAUGUUUUGUAGAGCCUGGAAUAUGGGUAUUUGACAAGUUCAUCUGGCUAGCAUGUUUAUUUCAAAGUUUUCCUUAAAUUUAUUGCAUGGCUGCACUAACUUUUUUUUUAAUCCUUCUAAUUAAUCAUAAUGAGAAAGAUACAAGUUGAAGUGAGAUGAGAAAUUUUUUAUAACUAAUCAUGUGGCCUUCAUGAGCAGUUUUCAUAUAUUGAGAAUUACGCCUGGUAAUUAUUUGCAGCACUUUAAGACUUGUUAAACAAAGUUUACAUGUUAUAUAUAGCACCCUCCAAGAUCCUUACUAAAACCAAUAAAUGUAUGUGUUGAGCUGCUAAUAAUUAGCUCUUUUAUUCUACCAAUAUGUAUUGUAUUUCAGUAAUUCAACAUUCUAUUAUUGUGUUAACAUUCCAUUUCAGUAGCGAUUAGAAGCAUGCUGUGCCCUAGCAUUCAAAAUGUUUCUUAAUACACUACUAUAAUGUGAUUGUUCAUGUAUCUUUUUACAAUACAGUAUUCAAAUUUAUUCUUGCAGUGCAGACAGCUGAGGCAACUGUGCUGAAGAGAAUGGAUUAUUAAAUCUUUAUUCUUUUUUUAAAGCUAAGUUAUAAAGUCUUUUGUGGGAGGGGGUACGGGAGGGAUUCGGGUAUUAAUGGACUUGAAAGUUUCAUUUUAUUUAUUAGAUGUUGUGUCUUUUAAUAUCUAAUAAUAAAAGUGAAGCAAAUAUUAAUUUGAAUAAGCUAUGAAAUUUGGGAUUUGAAGUUAAAGAUAGAGAAUGAGAUAUGCUGAAUUAUCUAAUUGCUGCAAAUAGUAUUUUGGCAAUAAUUUUUAAGCAUCCAGUUUACAAAGCUUGUAGAUCUCUUGAUUGUGAAGCAGGAUUUGGGACUUUUUAGUUGUUGGAGUUUAUUUAUUUAUUUUUGUCUAGGCCUUUGCUUUCCUCAGUAUAAGGAAUUGCUUUUCUUUACCAAUGAAUCUCUAAUUUAUGGUCCUAAAGCAUUAUGGGAGCUUAAGUUUAAUAACUUGUCCAAGGUCACACAAUUAGUAUACAUCAGGAAAGAAUUAAACUGGAGUCCUCCUGGCUCAGAGGAUUGCUCUCUAUCCGUUACACACAGAUUUUAGUAUAUUAAACAAUAACACAUUUGUUAAAAAGAUUUUCCCCUCCUCUUAAUAAACAAGUUCUCACUGUUUUUGUUUACCAUAUCAUCAGCAUUUAAUUUGAAAAAUACUGCAUUGAUUGUAAUUUGUGUGGGUGCUAAUUAAGUUCUUAAUGUAAAUGUAAAGGUUAGCUUAUUCUAGCAAUUUUUUUUAAAAGGAGUCAUUGAAGAAAGACAAAGAUGAGUGCUACCAAAACAAAAGAAAAUCUGGUCUGGGAUAAAUGAAUUCCUAAUACUUAUCAAAUAAUGCUAGUAUUUCAGGCCAUCAGGAGAGCAAUAACUUUUGGGUGGUAUUACUCAAUUCUCUCAGUGGUUUCUGAGUUAAAAAAAAAAAGAUUCAUAUAUGAAAAAACUUUCAGUUAAAGCAUAAAAUUACAUCUUGAGUAUUUAUUAUGAUGCCUUUUUAUAUUUCUUCCCUUUUUCAAAAGGCAAAAUCAUACCAUAUAUGGGUUAAGGAAUGGUGAAGACAUAUAGUUGAGUGAUAGGAAUAAUAGGCUAUAGCUUCCAAUACCAAGUUAAAUUUAAGGAAAUCUUAGGAUAUAGUAUUUCUUUUAGUAUUAUAUGAAACUUUAUAAUGGGUACAGCAUAUACAUUUUAUUUUGUAGCUCAUGAGCACCACAAAAGUAGCCCAAAUCUUAUUAUUUUUCUAAUUUACCUCUGUGCCAUAUAGUAUCUUAUAGGAAAUUCCAUAUAUUUAGCUAAAGUAUAAUGGUGACUUUGAAGGAAGGAGAAGAGUAAUUUUUCUAGUAACUUAAUUCAGCUUUGACUCUUGUUAGGAAAUAUAUUUAGAAAACAAUAUUUACCAAAAAUAGUCAAAUAUGUACAUUUCCUGUCAUGUAGCUUUCAGAUUAGAGCUGGUAGAAGUGGAGGCUUAAGAAACAAAAUGAAUGGAAUUGGCUAGGAAAGAUUGCCACAUGUCACUACUUUGGAACAUGACCUAAAAGAGCAGUAGAAAAUUUUAAACCAGGAGUCAAUUUUGUAUGCUUGAAUUUUCUUAGAUUAAAAUUAUUUUCCUUUGGAAGAUUGAUAAUUUUGUCUCUUGUUUUGACUUGGCUAAUUCAGGUUGUUUUCACCACAAAGAUCUUUAAUAUGCUGCUACCAGGAAAAUGUCUUGUAUCAUCAUAUAACCUUUAUGUAAUUUUGAUGUUGCCAAGAUGCUUUGAUUUUAUUUAUCAACUUGUAUGAUUUUAAUAACUGAAAGCUGUAUGUAUGUAUGUAUGUAGUGACUUGUUAUGAAAGAAUAAAUUAAACAAUCUAAAUUGGA
This is a messenger RNA of Antechinus flavipes (yellow-footed antechinus), 6963 nucleotides long. It is a transcript of the gene YOD1, whose product is annotated as YOD1 deubiquitinase. The record is from RefSeq and is a predicted model, not a curated record. Gene Ontology annotation, biological process: protein deubiquitination; endoplasmic reticulum unfolded protein response. The transcript has 2 exons. The coding region runs from base 101 to 1015 and encodes 304 amino acids. Lineage: Eukaryota; Metazoa; Chordata; Mammalia; Dasyuromorphia; Dasyuridae. Gene Ontology annotation, cellular component: cytosol; nucleus. Gene Ontology annotation, molecular function: cysteine-type deubiquitinase activity.